UGCGGCUCCCCGCUGCUCACCGCUUCGCCUGGCCUCGGCCGCCCGCCCUGCGCUUGUGCCCCUUCCCCUGGAUAUAACUCGCCCUGGCACCGCGAGAGGGGUGACCUUAAGCUCGGAAAUAAAUGCUGCCCUGCUGCUGCCGUUCCUCUGAAUUGUCCUGUUUCACCUGUGUACCGUUUUCCUCAUUUUUUCCAUUCCAGAGCCACUCAGUACACAUGCAUGUUGCUUAGCUAUUUAAUAGAGCAUAAGGCUGGUAAAGAGAAGCUGGUAAUGAAACUCAAGCAGUUGGAAUCUAACAUGAGUUCUGGCCGGAAAAUGUUCAGACUGGGCAACAUGGUACAUGCUUUGGUAGCAGCCAAGAGGACUACACAGCUGCCAGAUGUGGUUCCUCGCUUCUGCCUUACAGCCUCCAACCUGACCCGUGCCCUCUACUUCAUCUGCGAUGCGGUCCUGUGGUUGAAGAGCACUGGGCUCCAACCUGACAUCGAUAAGAUGAAGUGGCAGAACAGGGCUACCAAGUGUUACUACCUUUCACUCCUGAUAAAUCUAGCCAGGGACUGGUAUGAGAUCUCCUGGAGGCUGGAACAAGCUAUACGGAAAGAAAACACAAAGGAGAAUUCCUUCUGGGACAAACACAGUCAGGAACUACACCAUGUGAAAUGUGAUGGUUUGCGCAGUUAUCUCCUGCUGUUUCAGAUACUGAAAAGAAAUCCUCCUUUGCUGCUGGACUUGGUGAAGAAUCUGUGUGAUCUCUCAGGUCCUUUGGAUACACUUGGCAUCUACAAGACCAACCCAGGAGUGAUUGGCUUAUGUGGCAUCCUCUCCUCCCUGGUGGGGAUCUUCACAUUAGCAAACCCAUGUCUGAAGCUGAAACAGUAACACAAAAGGAGCUGCACAGUAUACAGUGAGCCAACAGCUUUGAUCCUCUGAUAGAUUUUUAUCCUCCAUAUGGCACUUUCGAAAUGAACAUGUCUCACAGUAACCUCAAGAUUAAUUUUGUUCUCUAAAUAAGUGAAUUCUACCCUUUUUCCUUCCCUGUGUCUUUGCAGAUGAGUUUGGUGCCAUGACACACUCACUGAUGGAGUCAACAUGGGAGAAGACAGAGUAAUAUUUCACAAACAGAAACAGGACUGGGAACGUGGCUGCUAGACAAGGAAAUAUUGAUGUUCCUAUGUUUUAAUACAGGGCUGUGAAACAGCUGCACAAACAACUGUAAUAGGUAUACUAAUAACUAAUCGUGUCUACACUGGAAGGCUGGAAUUCACCAAUCAAACGUUCCUACAGUCAGAAUUUCUGUAGUGGGCUCAGGCAAGUUAGGAGCUGCAGUUUAAAUGGCCUGACGUCAAGUGCCAUCGAGUUCUGAUGAGUUUGGGUUGGUGGAUCCUGUUAUCUGUAGGCAGCGGUGUGAAUGCAGUGCGAUGGUAGCUGAAGAGUGGUAUGAUCUGACCUUCUGAUGAUCUCUGUAAGGCGUACCGGUGACGCUGCACCUGUAGUCUAGUAAGUGCCAAUUUGUGUCCCAGGAAAUCAGCACUUUCUUCUUUUCCUUUGAUAAUGUGAGCCAGGGACCACUGGCCAUGAACUCUGGCUUCUCAAGCAGGCCAUGGCUGAGGGUUUUGGUGAAGGACAGCAUGUGGGAGAAGCUUGUUUGAGUGUUGCUGAUGCUGUGAUUUGUAGGGAACUGGGUUUCCAAAGCUGUGAAUCUGAAAUCACUCACAAGCACUACAUUUCCCAUUACAUGCACACCUUAACUCCCAAACCCCUGUGAUUCCAAGUGCAAGAACUUUCCAUUAAUCAUACUGUGAUAAGGAGCUUGUGUUGCUGUUUUAAUUUUACAUGAAAAAUUCCAAUUUAAUAAGGAGGUUUGCAACCAGCAGUUAAGGAGAGAAGCCUGGCUCAGAGCUCAUUGAGUCAGAAAAACUGCAAGGGUGUGUUUCUAGUUGUGUAAGCUCCUGGAGGGAAGGGAAUGGAGUUAGUCGUGAUAAUAUCAGAAUCCCCUGUGAGAAGAAAAUCUUAUUACUGGAUUUGGGCAUUCAUGGGUUAGAUUUUCCUAUCGGGUCCUCCCUAUUCUCUCCUGUCAUGACCAUAAGCUUUCUUGUGUGUUUCCUCCCUGGUUGAAUGGGUUCUACCAUUUGAAAACGCCUUACAUUUGCCCUGCAACUGCAUUAUUGUUCAUCACUUACCUCACUGGGAAUAAUUGCCCAGCAGUGUAAUCUAGGUUAAAGGAGAAAUGCUGUGUCCAGCUGUUUAACAUGACAUGCAGUCUUUGUUGUUCCUGACUUUGCAGAGUACCAGUUCUGACACCACCUGAGAAGAAUUUGCACAUUAUAUAGGAGAUAAAAUUAUCAUUUUUCUUCAUCAGAGUUAGGCCUGUGUGUUCUGCUACUUUCUGGUGCAAGGAAUAGUUGUUUAAUAUGUCAGGAGAUGUGAACAGAGAGUACUCUAACCUGGACCAAGGUACUCUCUUAUUAUUUCUGACACUGUCUGAAAACAGAAAUUAAAAGGUGUUGGUCUCCUUUAUUAAAAAGUGAAGGCUGUGGAAUUGAGUAGGCACGGUAAGGCAGUGUCCCAGUUUACCUUAAGUCAUUGUGGUCAAGCUUGGAAUUACUUCCAGUUUGAAGUGUUCGCCUGCCAAUGAGGUGUUUGAAAAAAGGUUGCUGGGCAGGAUAAUUAAGUGUGCUUGAAGACUGAAUGUGGCCUGCAGCAGUUCUUCUUUUUAAUAUGGAAAUGAAUACCAUUAAAAGAACUGGCAGUUCAGACCAUAAUGAAGCAUUACAUAUGGGAUAUGUUGUCUUCAAGGGCUUUCUCUCCCUCUUAACAAUGGAAUUUUUUUUUUGUUUCUUUACUCCAUUAGCCUUUGAGCUUCUGGCAAUGUGGAGCCCAUCCCUCCCUCGGUCAGAUUUGAUCAUUAUCCCAGUGUGUAGCAACCCCUGUAAGGAAUGAAGAGGAGUCUUGAUGAUCUGGCAGCAGAGGUUUGGCCACCUUCUGCCUACAGAAUUUCAUCUUCUUGCAGAAAAAUGCGUUUUGAAUUCCUCUUAGGGGAGCUCUUGGAUAGAAAAUACUUCUUUCACUCAUUUGUGAAUUGGUUUCUCUUUUUGUACUUCACAGGUAAAGGGAGAUGGAUUAAUAUGGUGAUAUAGCCACUAGCCAGCUACACCUCCCUGUGCCCUGCGGAGGGAAAAGGGUGGUUUUUUCCCUUGUGCCAGGCAAACACUGUGCAAAGCCACGAGCCAGGCUUUGAUGUUUCUCCUGUAGGGAUUGACGUGGAUUAGAAAGUACAGAGUUAAUGUGGGAGAUGGGGCAAUGAAUUUUCAGCCUGUCUCAGCCUUACCUGUGCCAUUCUGAAUCAUGUGAGUUGGAACAUAGAGGAGUAACUCUCUUUCCUGGGUGUUAAGCACUAAUACUUUGGAGGCUGGCAAUUUAAGGUACCUCAAUAUAACGUGACUGAAGCCAUAGAAUCAUAAUCAUACAGAGAAAAACUUUUUAGUGCUUUUUUUUAUAUCUGUUUCUAAUACAGCAGUUGGAAUAAGGACAGCUGUUUGAAAACAAUAAACUGAGAUGAGAGUGACACUGUGUCCACGUGUGUAACUUAGAAGGUGGUGUAAAGAGAUGCUGAAGGAGAGAAUCCUCCCUCCCAUCUCUGAAUUUUUC
Messenger RNA from Athene cunicularia (burrowing owl), 3648 nucleotides. It is a transcript of the gene PEX11A, whose product is annotated as peroxisomal biogenesis factor 11 alpha. The annotation marks the transcript as partial. NCBI's taxonomy places the organism in Eukaryota, Metazoa, Chordata, Aves, Strigiformes, Strigidae. Gene Ontology annotation, cellular component: peroxisomal membrane. The transcript is spliced from 2 exons. The record is from RefSeq and is a predicted model, not a curated record. Gene Ontology annotation, biological process: peroxisome fission; regulation of peroxisome size.